Messenger RNA from Indicator indicator, 5508 nucleotides. RefSeq names its product AT-hook DNA binding motif containing 1 (gene AHDC1). The record is from RefSeq and is a predicted model, not a curated record. Bases 565 to 5508 code for a protein of 1647 amino acids. The transcript has 4 exons. Lineage: Eukaryota; Metazoa; Chordata; Aves; Piciformes; Indicatoridae.
GGCGGGGACCGGCUCGCAGCGGCUGUUCUGGAAAGGCUCCCGGCUGCUUCCUUCCUGCCCAGCUCCCCUCCCAGCGCUCUCUGGGCACGGCAGCAGCCUCGGCAGAGCCCGGACCGGUCUUUCGAGCGCAUAUUUUCCUGCUCCACACUGCCCUUGGCGUAACUCUACACCGAGCAGGCAGUGGCCGGAGAGGUGCCCGCAUCGCCUCGGUGCCAACUCUGCGCCCAAAGGCUGCUGGGGAAAAGCAGGGUAGGCAGGGAGGGGGAUGCGGACGGACUGACAGAUGGGAGAUCAGUCGCCUGCCAGCCCGUCGCACUGGAGAACGGUGCCAGCCUGCCAACCGAGUGGCUCCCGCGUGCCCAGGGCUCGGGCCCUCGCCAGCCUGGCAGCGUCGGCGACAGCAGGAGCUUCAGAGUGAACCUGCACUGCAAACACCCGCGGCCCAGGGAGCUCAAGUGCAACAGCAAGAGCACCAGCAAAGCCAAGGGUCCUGGUGCCACCUUCCCUGACCCCCAUGUCAGCAACUGCUCGGCCCAGCGGCACGCGGGGGAGGAGGAGGCCAGGAUGCGCGUGAAGCCCCCGGGCCCAGUGGUAACGACCAGCGUUGUGCGCGGCUCGCCCGACUACGCCCGAGAGCCUGAGUUCUACCCUCCUGGGCACCCUGUGCAGCGCCCCCCGGCCUGCCCGGCGGAGAAGGCCUUGUCCUGCAGCGUGCUGAGCUUCCCCGAGGGAUCGUGCCCCACGCUCGGCCGCGAGCACCAGGUGGGCUCGCUGCUGCACGGCGACCCGGCCGACCGGUGCCAGGGCGUCCACGGGGGCACCAAGGCGGCGCAGGACUUGCUGGGCUGUGCCGGCCAGCCCCGGAUCCUGGGGCAAAGCGCGGAGGAGGCAGCCGCCCGUGACCGGGCGCUCAAAACCUUCCCUGACGUGACGCUGGCCUCGGGCCCCUGCAACGUCGACAGCAUCCUCGCCUUGCUCCGCAGCAAGUGCGGCAACGGCCACAUCAACCUCCACCCCGUGGUGCAGCUCAUCGACAUCAUGAAGGACCUCAACCGCCUCUCUGAGGACCUCAAGAGCAGCGGCGUGCACCUGGACUGCGGCAACCUGCGCGGUGGCGGCGCCCACGAGGACAGUCGGCUGCUGCCCGCCGACCGUGACCUCCAGUACAGCUUCUUCUCCUCGCCCUCCCUGGCCAACAGCAUCCGCAGCCCCGAGGAGCGGGGGGCACUCUGCAAGACGGAGCCGCCGCGGCACCCCCGGCCUCCUGCCCGCGAUGGAGAAGUUGAUGGCGGCGGGGGGAGCACCCCGCAGCCUCCCGGACACAGUGGGGGUGUUGGGGGGACCUCCAAAGCUUCGACAGAGGAAGCUGGCUGCUCCCAGCCCGACACCGGCGAUUACUCGGACCUGGCCGAGGCAGACAUCCUGAACGAGCUGGCCUCGCUGGCGUGCCCGGGAACGCAGCUGCUGGAGUCACAGGCGAUGGAGCCGCAGCCCCAGUUGCUGCCAGCUCAGGAGUUGGACUCCCAGUCCCGGCUGCUGGACUCCCAGUCCCUUGAGUCACAACCCCAGCUGCUCGACUCGCAGAGCUUGGAGCCACUGCCGGAGUCGUUGGAGCUGCAAAAUCUGGAGCCGCUGGGGCUGCAGUCUUUGGAGCCACUUUCAGCGUCGCUGGAACUGCAGUCGCUGGAGCCUUUGUCUGAGUCGCUGGAGCUGCAGUCACUGGAGCCCCUGGCUGAGCCCCUGGGGCUGCAGACGCUGGAGCCGCUCCCUGGGGCCCUGGAGCCACCACUGCUGGACGCUCGGACCCCGCUGCUGCCCACUGAGCCCUCGCUGCUGGAGACGCAACCGCUGGGGACCGUCUCGGAGCUGCUGGAGGCACAAACGGGCACCGGGGACCCGCUACGGCCCCACGGACUGCAGGCCAGGCUCGGGGGGUGCCCCCUGAGCAGUGUGGUGAAACGGGGUCCCUGUGGCAGCCGGGGGGCUGGGCGCUGCGGCGAGGACCACCGCAAAUACGCCCUGCGCCGGACAGACAAACCAAAGAUGCUGUGCCGCAGGAGGAGGGCAGGGCGAGGGCGCCGGGUGGACAUUGCCUCCGAGAGCCGCGUCUUGUCCCCCCUCGCCUUGCCCACCGAGGUGCCCCCCGGGCCUGAGGUGCCCAGCACCCCACUGCUGAGUCCCCCACCACCGCCCACUACCACCACCCUGGACACUGACGAGGUGCCCAAGCCCCCUGCAACGGCAAGGAAGAUGAAGUGCCGAGGGGUAAGGAAGAUGGUGGUGAAGAUGGCCAAGAUCCCUGUGUCCCUGGGCAGGAGGAACAAGACCACCUACAAGGUAUCGUCACUCAGCAGCAACCUGAACCUGGAGGGCAAGGAGCUGGCAGCCAGCAGCUCCAUGGAGCCCACACCGCUGCUCAAGAUGAAGAACAACGGGCGCAACGUGGUGGUGGUCUUCCCCCCGGGGGAGAUGCCCAUCAUCCUGAAGCGCAAGCGGGGCAGGCCCCCCAAGAACCUGCUGCUGGGCCAAGUCAAGCCCAAGGAGCCAGUCCCAGAGGUGAAGAAGAGGAGGAGGAGGAAGCAGAAGCUGGCCUCGCCCCAGCCUUCCUACAUCGCCGACACCAAUGACAGCAAGGCUGACUACUCGGACGUGCUGGCCAAGCUGGCCUUCCUCAACCGGCAGAGCCAGUGCUCGGGGCGCUGCUCGCCGCCCCGCUGCUGGACCCCCAGCGAGCCCGAGUCCAUCCACCAGGCCCCCGAUACCCAGAGCAUCUCCCACUUCUUGCACCGCGUCCAGGGCUUCCGCCGGCGCGGCGGCAAGGCGGGCGGCUUCGGGGGGCGCGGCGGGGGCCACGCUGCCCGCGCUGCCCGGUGCUCCUUCAGCGAUUUCUUUGAGGGCAUUGGGAAGAAGAAGAAAGCUCCCACGGCCCUCCACGCCGAUGCCGUGCACCCGCGCAAGCGGGGCCGGCCCGAGCCCGACCCUGUGGGCAAACCCAAGCGGAAGCGCCGCGCACGCAAGAACGGAGCCCUGUUCCCGGAGCCUAACCCCGGGCAGAGCUUUGGUGACGCUAGCGCUGAGUGGGCUGCUGGGGAGAAGGGCAGCCCCUGGGCCCCCCAUCACGGCCACCCCAGCGGCCAGGCCGGCCGCAAUGGUGGCUACCAAGGGGCUGAGGCGAGACCCUUCCACUCCCCCGGGCUGGAGUCCGGCUCCUCUGGCCGUGCCGGUUUCUACGCCGGGAGCGCUCCGUCCUCGCAGGCGGAGGCUGGCCCGGAGCGGCACAGCCUCUUCACCGGCUACUUCCGCUCGCUGCUGGACUCAGACGACUCCUCCGACCUGCUCGACUUCGCCCUCUCGGCCUCACGCUCCGAGUCCCGCAAGUCAGCCGCCGCCUACACGGCCCCCCCGGCCGCCUUGCCGGGCCAGCGGGGUCUGGCUGCCUACCCGGCCCGGGGGGGCAAGGUGGCGGCGGCGACCCCCGGUGCCGAGGCUGCCUUCCACGCGGCGCUGCAAGGCCGGCCUGCGUUCCCCGGCCGCGCCGCCGCCGCCACCUAUGGGGUAGCCCAAGGGUCAUCGGAGUGCCGGGGUGCUGAGGCGUUCACCAAGCUGGCACCGCCCUCGGCCGUCUCCCGGUCCCCCACGGCUCACCCGGCGGCCAGCGGCACCUCCGGCUACUCGCCCUACGGCAGCUACGGCAGCGGGCAGAGCGUGGCACCGGCCAGCGUGUUCCCGCCGGGGAAGCAGUACUCGCAAGACUGCCCCAACAGCAAGGACUGCAGCUUCGCCUACGGCAGCGGCAGCAGCCUCCCGUCCUCGCCCAGCAGCGCCCACAGCGCCGGCUACGCGCCGCAGACGGCCGGUCCCAGCCUGCCGCUGGGCAAAGCUGCCUUCUUCAACAGCGCCGAGCAGGGGGCACAGUUCUCCAGCGCCUCACACACCCCCUUGAGGUGUGACAGCCGGGCCAGCACCGUAUCGCCCGGCGGCUACAUGGUGCCCAAGGGCUCGGCCUCCUUCCAGCCCUCACCUGAGAAUUGUCGGCAGUUCCCCGGCUCCGCGCCCUGGGCUUUCCGGCAGGGUUACGGAGGGCUGGACUGGAGCUCGGAGGCCUUCAGCCAGCUCUACAACCCGGGCUUUGAGUGCCACCUCAACGAGCCCAACGUCAUCCUGGACAUCUCCAACUACACCCCACAGAAAGCCAAGCAGCAGACGGUCUCGGAGACCUUCUCGGAGUCCUCUUCCGACAGCACCCAGUUCAACCAGCCAGCCGGCUACCGGCGUGCCAACAGCGAGGCCUCAUCCAGCGAAGGCCAGUCCAGUCUCUCCAGCCUGGAGAAGCUGAUGAUGGACUGGAACGAGGCAUCCUCCGCCCCGGGCUACAACUGGAACCAGAGCGUCCUCUUCCAGAGCAACUCCAAGCCUGGCCGGGGCCGACGGAAGAAGGUGGACAUGUUCGACACUUCCCACCUGAGCUUCUCCUCCUCUUCCUCCUCUUCCUCCGUGUACCCCUCCAAGAGGAGCACAGGACCCCGGCAGCCCCGAGGGUCCCGGGGAGCUUGUGCCUCCAAGAAGGAGAGGGGCACGGGCAAGGCCAAGUUCCCCACCAAGUCCCAGGCAGUCAACCCCCUGUUCCAGGAGAGCACCGACCUGGGCUUGGACUACUACAGCGGGGACAGCAGCAUGUCCCCACUGCCCUCCCAGUCCCGGGGCUUCGGGGUGGGCGAGCGGGACCCCUGUGACUACACCGGCCCCUACUCCAUGAACCCCUCAACCCCCUCAGACGGGACCUUCGUGCAGGGGUUCCAGAGCGACUCCCCCGGGCUGGGACAGCCGGAUUUGGAGGGCAAGCACUUCCCGGCGCUGCCGCACCAGCUGGGCGGCCCCACCCCGCAGACUGUCUUCGAGGCCGGCCUGCAGAAAGCCUUCUCGCCCAACUGCUCCCCGACCCUGGCCUUUAAGGAGGACCUACGGGCGGGUGACCUCCGCAAGCUUCCCACCUGCGACUCGCUCAAACACAGCAUGCAGGGGGGGGCCCUGCCACACGCCCCUCACCUGGCCUGCCGCGACCUCCCCAUGCCACAACCGCACUACGACUCCCCCAGCUGCAAAAACCCUCCCUACUGGUACUCCCCCAACGCCAGCACCCGCAGCCCCUCCUACGACGGGAAAGCGGGGGCCGGGAUGCUGGUAGACUUCAUGGGCAGGACGGACCCCUCGUGUCUGAACCCCCACUUGGGCAGCCCGAGCGGCGCCCACCCCUCCAAGGGCGAGAAGGAGCCCUUGGAGAUGUCCCGGGCUCACCACCGAGGACCCUACGCUUGCCCCUUGAUCAAUGACUUGAACAUCUCCCCCGUACCGAGAGACUCAAUGCUGCAGCUGCAGGACAACUACAGGUACCCCAGUUUUGCACCCCAGGGGCACCCCGUCAUGCCCCCCCCCCAGAAGAGCGGGUUCUUGGGCCCCAUGGUAGAGCAACAGCACCCUGAGGACACUUUUACAGUCACCUCGUUGUAG